AGUAUAGCUACAUUUUGUUAAUCAAAAGAAGUUAACUGCCUAAGCUUUUGUCUACUACCUCAUUCUAUAUAACUUCUCCAAAUCCUUCACCAAAAGGAUACAAACAUUAGAUCCUUAGUAACAUUUGCCUCACCUCAGACAUUUCCAUUCAGAAAUUCAGACAUGUCUAACAUUGGGAUUAAUGUAAGACAAGGAGAACCAACUAGAGUUCAUCCUGCAGAGGAAACAGAAAAGGGGCUGUACUUCCUUUCAAACCUUGACCAGAACAUUGCGGUUCCGGUUCGCACUGUUUACUGCUUCAAAUCAUCUUCAAGAGGGAAUGAGGAUGCUGCACAUGUUAUCAGGGUUGCCUUGUCUAAGAUUCUUGUCCCUUAUUACCCUAUGGCUGGGAAAUUGGUUAUCAGCACAGAAGGGAAGUUGAUAGUGGAUUGUAACACAAUGGAGGGUGCUGUCUUUGUUGAGGCUGAAGCAGAUUGUGACAUAGAAGACAUAGGAGACUUAACAAAGCCAGACCCUGAUUCUCUUGGGAAACUGAUUUAUAACACCCCUGGUGCUAGGAGCAUACUUGAGAUGCCUCUCAUGACAGUUCAGGUGACAAAGUUCAAAUGUGGGGGAUUUACUAUGGGGCUAAACUUGAUCCAUUGCAUGAAAGAUGGACUAAGUGCUAUGGAGUUUGUGAAUGCUUGGAGUGAGACAGCAAGAGAUUUGGACUUAAAGACUCCACCAUUUCUUGACAGAACCAUCCUCAAAGCACGUGACCCUCCUAUAAUAGAGUUCAAACACCAUGAAUAUGAUGAAAUUGUAGAUCUAUCAGAUACUAAAAAACUCUAUGAAGAAGAAAAGAUGCUCUACAGAUCCUUCUGUUUCGACCCCAAGAAGCUUGAAUUGCUCAAGAAAAAGGCCACUGAAGAUGGGGUUGUGAAAAAGUGCUCAACUUUUGAAGCACUCUCAGGAUUUGUAUGGAGAGCUAGAACUGAAGCCUUGAAGAUGGAACCUGAUCAGAAAACAAAGCUUCUCUUUGCAGUGGAUGGAAGAACUAGAUUUGUGCCUCCAAUACCAGAUAGAUAUUUUGGCAAUGCUAUUGUGCUUACACAUUCUGUGUGUAAAGCAGGAGAGAUUGUGGAGAAUCCUCUGUCAUUUUCUGUGGGAUUGGUUCACAGUGCAAUUGACAUAGUCACAGAUAGUUAUAUGAGAUCUUCCAUUGAUUAUUUUGAAGUUACAAGAGCUAGGCCUUCCUUAACAGCUACACUUUUGAUCACAACAUGGACUAGGUUGUCUUUCCACACUACAGAUUUUGGCUGGGGCGAACCUUUGUGUUCUGGUCCUGUGACCUUGCCAGAGAAAGAAGUCAUUUUGUUCUUGUCAAAUGGUCAAGAUAGGAAAAGCAUAAAUGUGCUUCUGGGAUUGCCUGCUUCUGCCAUGGAGACUUUUGAAGCACUGAUGAUGCAGGUGUGAAAUUGCAGGAAGUGAACAUAUCAUUUCUAUACAUAUAAGUGUGCAAUUGAAUUUAUGUUGAAUUCAACAUCAACAUGAUUCAUGUUGAAGUUAAUGAAGUUAAUGUGUUAAAAUGUUACUUGUUUAUGUAUUUGGAUGUGUGUUUUAUGUUUUGCCUCAACCCAAACAUACACAAAGUUUAUGUAAGUCAUGGGAUAAUCUCAUUUCCCAUCAUUAUAUUUACUUAUUUAGAAAGUAAAAAGAUAUAUAAAUGUGGUGUAAUUGAAAUGGGUAUGAAAUACAUUGUUGAAAUUUGUAACAAAGUCAUUCAAUUUAAACGUAUGUAUCAUGAAAUUCUAUAUUUGAAGCGGCAUUUCCCUGCUA
This is a messenger RNA of Lotus japonicus, 1818 nucleotides long. Its product is annotated as omega-hydroxypalmitate O-feruloyl transferase-like. The record is from RefSeq and is a predicted model, not a curated record. Gene Ontology annotation, molecular function: acyltransferase activity, transferring groups other than amino-acyl groups. NCBI's taxonomy places the organism in Eukaryota, Viridiplantae, Streptophyta, Magnoliopsida, Fabales, Fabaceae. The transcript has 3 exons. Bases 163 to 1455 code for a protein of 430 amino acids.